Pungitius pungitius (ninespine stickleback) is the source of this 1282-nucleotide messenger RNA. It is a transcript of the gene irx5b, whose product is annotated as iroquois homeobox 5b. Gene Ontology annotation, cellular component: nucleus. Gene Ontology annotation, molecular function: RNA polymerase II cis-regulatory region sequence-specific DNA binding; DNA-binding transcription factor activity, RNA polymerase II-specific. Gene Ontology annotation, biological process: neuron differentiation; cell development; regulation of transcription by RNA polymerase II. Bases 161 to 1273 code for a protein of 370 amino acids. The record is from RefSeq and is a predicted model, not a curated record. The transcript has 3 exons. Lineage: Eukaryota; Metazoa; Chordata; Actinopteri; Perciformes; Gasterosteidae.
UGGACACAAAAGGACACUCCUCCUCCUCUCUCUGCUCCCUCUACCUCCUCUUUGUCCUCCUCCUUCUCUUCUGAGCCCCCCCCCCCUCUCAUCCCGUCUCCCGGAGUCGCCUUGUCUGUCCGGUGUGAGUCGCUCUGUGCGUAAUACUCUGCGCGCCGUCAUGUCUUUUCGGGGUUUCAUUUUCCCGCCGUCCGUGUCUCUGUCCCUGAGCUCUUGCCCGUCCUUCGGUACCGGGGUUCUGUUGGGACCAAGGCAGGAGGAGCUGGGUCGGUCCACUUCGGGAUCAGCUUUCGCUCCGUACUCCGGAUCCGGGUCCUCUCCCGGUUUCAGCUCGCACCUCCCGUACGGCGGCUCCUUUGAGCGUCCCGGCUGCGAUCCGUCCUCUGGGGCCGCUCUGGACCACCACCCGUCCACCCCCCUCGGGGCCCUGGGGCCCUACGCCUACGGAGAAGCGUCUUACCGGAAGAACGCAACACGGGACGCCACGGCCACGCUGAAGACCUGGCUCAACGAGCACCGGAAGAACCCCUACCCCACCAAGGGGGAGAAGAUCAUGCUGGCCAUCAUCACCAAGAUGACGCUCACUCAGGUCUCCACCUGGUUCGCCAACGCACGCCGGAGGCUGAAGAAGGAGAACAAGAUGACCUGGACCCCCAGGAAUCGGAGCGAGGACGAGGAGGACGAGGACGUCGAGCUGGAGAGGAACCACGAAGACGACGAGACCGCCAAGGUCAGCGAGGAGCCCGAGGAGCCCGAGACCAGGAGCCAGGCUGCCUCUGUGGGGACCCCCUGCGUUUUGCUGUUUCGUGAGGACAGCGGCAGCAGCAGCGACACGGACCGAAGCUUCACCGAUCCGGACUUCAAGAACUCGGGGGACCCAAGGCUGGCCCUCGUCCCGGGCCCCGCUUCGACAGGGCGCCCCCCCCAGAGCGCCUCCAUGGGGUCAGUCCCAGCUCCGCAGCCGCAGCGUAAAGAACUCGUGGACUCGAUCCGGGGGCCAAACCCUAAACCCAAAUUGUGGUCUUUGGCUGAGAUCGCCACCUCUUCAGAUAAGCAAAAAGCACCCAGCGACACGUCUCAGACCCAGUUCCCACACAGCCGACAUCUCUACUACACCACCUCCCCCUUCCUCCCUGGGUACCCCAGCUUUGGCUCCCUGGGGGUCCCUCAGGGGAGCUCACACCUGAAUGGAUUACACCACACGAUGCUGCAGAGGGCCAGAGUCUCAACAGUCCAGAACCUGCUGGACCUGCAUGAGCUGAAGAGAAGCUGAAACUCUUUG